AUGAAAACAGAGGAGAAGGAGAGCGCACAGUGCGGAGAGGAAGACAAACGGGAGACAUUGCACAGUGCGGAGAUGAAAGGAGCGCGACAAAGGAAAUGGGGGGACUGCACGGUGCGGAGAAGAAAGGGGCGCGACAAGGGAAGGGGGAGACUGCACAGUGCGGAGAUAAAACGAAAGCGACAAAAGGGGAGACAUUGCACGGUGCAAUGGAAAGAAGAGACUUGGUGCGACAAAAAGAAGAGACUGCACGGUGCGGAAAAAAGAAGAGACUGCACGGUGCAAUAG
Bursaphelenchus xylophilus (pine wood nematode) is the source of this 285-nucleotide messenger RNA. The record is from the annotation of a GenBank genome assembly. Lineage: Eukaryota; Metazoa; Nematoda; Chromadorea; Rhabditida; Aphelenchoididae.